Molecule: messenger RNA, 588 nt
Organism: Notolabrus celidotus (New Zealand spotty)
Lineage: Eukaryota; Metazoa; Chordata; Actinopteri; Labriformes; Labridae
Gene: bglap
Product: bone gamma-carboxyglutamate (gla) protein
Exons: 5
Coding region: 106-390 (94 amino acids)
Biological process (GO): regulation of cellular response to insulin stimulus; response to vitamin K; osteoblast differentiation
Cellular component (GO): extracellular region
Molecular function (GO): calcium ion binding; hydroxyapatite binding; structural constituent of bone
Source: RefSeq, a predicted model, not a curated record
UGAUAGUAGAUGCCCUUCAAUAUAGGAGACAAGGAGAGAGGAGACACAAAGCUGCUCAAGUCCUCGCUCGUACCUGCUGCCUGACGCUGAAGAGAGAAGCUGAAGAUGAAGACUUUAGCCGUCCUGGUUCUUUUGUCUCUGGGAGUCGUCUGUCUGACUUCAGAUGCCUCUGAGCCUGCUGGAGACAACCCUGCUCAGAAGGGUCUGUUUGUGGAGAAGGAGCAGGCCUCCACGGUGGUGAGACAGAAGAGAGCUCCAGGACCGUUAUCUCUGACCCAGCUGGAGAGUCUGAGAGAAGUGUGUGAAGCCAACCUGGGCUGUGAGGACAUGAUGGACACACAUGGAAUCAUUGCCGCCUACACCGCCUACUACGGACCAAUCCCUUAUUAAUGAAACAACUGACCGCCCACUUACUGUGUUUCUUUACAUAAGUAUUAUCACCUUUAAGCCUUACGUCUCAUAGAUAAGCCAAAGAGUGUGUUCAAGAAUCCAAAAAGAGGGAUAAGGAGGAAGAAUUCUUACCGGCGUCAACACACAGAAGUGUCCCUUUCCUUUCUGUCCCCCUGUAGAGUAGUAUGAGUUAAAUAA